Molecule: messenger RNA, 9709 nt
Organism: Biomphalaria glabrata
Lineage: Eukaryota; Metazoa; Mollusca; Gastropoda; Planorbidae
Exons: 15
Coding region: 1087-8637 (2516 amino acids)
Biological process (GO): intracellular signal transduction
Molecular function (GO): guanyl-nucleotide exchange factor activity
Source: RefSeq, a predicted model, not a curated record
CAAUACUUAUGAACUGCCUCCUGUCAGCACAAGACAACGCUAUUAAUGUGUGUGGUACCGAUCUACUUCAGGCAGUAGGUAAAGACUUGUCUCAAGUUUGACACAGGUCUACCCAGACGAUAAGGAAUUGUUUAUGUGUUCGCUGGCGAGAGGGGGGUUAAACGUUUAUGUGUGUGUGUGUGUGCUUUGAGUACUUGCCGUGUGCUCUCACUAUCGUGUGAUUGUAGCACUUGAGUUGGGUACUUGGUGAUUUACUGUAAAUCUACUAGGUUUAGAGAGUAAAGUGUUUUAUUUCAUGGAAACUACUUGUGGAAGGAAGUGACACACAAAGUUUGAACUUUCUCGAGACAGAACGUUACUUGUUUCAGCGAAAGAUUUACUUUGUGAGUUGUACUAUAACAUUCGACAUAAUGUCGAAGUGUCUGGACUUUGGUUGAUGCGCAGUACUGAUAUAAAACUUUUUUAUAUAAAACUAAUACCGCAUAGAGUUUAAAAUUCUAAUUCUUUAGGAUUUUUUUUUCCAAACGUUGGAGCUGAGAUGGUAAUUAGAUCUUGUUCCUAAUGUUAACACUUCAUAAAAGUUCAUGAUUAGUUUAAAGAUAAUUAUAAUAAGGAAAAUCGAUUGCUAAAAUCCAAACAUAUAAGAAACAUAUUGACUUCAUAUAUAAUGUUGUAUAUAAAAACAACAACACUACAUGUAUAAUUAGAUCUGACUCUCCAUCUAGUCAUUUCAUUUGUUUCUAACGUGCCGAUUUCAGAGGAAAUAUUUAAUGUCGCAAUUAUAAUUACACUUAAACAGGAUUCCCACAAAUUCAAAGUAGUUUUCUGUUCUGUGACUUACACUAACUGCGCGUGACUAGAUUCAUUUCUUUCAUCUACAUCAACUUUGUAUACGAGACACGUGGAUCUAAAAAUAGAUUUAGGUUUGAAAAUAAGAUGCACUACUUAAAUUUACUCGUGUAUAAUCUGUUCUACAUUUUUAACAAUAUUUGCUUCAAGUCAUCUUGCACCACUUGACUCCUUCUAGAUCGGGACUCUGGUAUGUAGAAGUUUCCUAGCUGCUAAGUCAAGCCGUAAAACUGGAUUAUGGAUGAAGAUUCGGAUGUGGAUAAAGAUUUGGAUAGUUCCCUGUUAGCGGAUUUACAUCACGGAUUAGAUUCCAGUGUGGAUGAUUGCUCUAGCGUUUUUGAUAAAGAGGAGUUUAUGGCCCUUAAAGGAGCCCAGAAGGUGGAGGAGAAUCAGACGGAAGGAUUAGCAAUGGAUCAAAUAGCAAUGCUCCAAGAGAUGGUCCAGGAGAUGAAGAAAGGCUUCCAGUCUGCUGUUGAGGAGCUGGGUAAGAUUCAGGCUAAAGAAGAACAUGAUUCUGCCAGAGGGAAGCAGCAGCAGCAGUUGGAGAACCUGACUGAGACUUUACAGGAAAUCAAGUCUCAGCUGAGUGUUCUGACCAAAGAUGUGGACCUCAUCAAAGACGAGCAGAAGUUGAUUAAGGAACAGUUGGAAGAAGUCAGAUCCAAUAGAGGCAGUUCCCUAGACAGAAGAUCUCAGAGUGACUCUGAAAGCCACCAGGUUAUUCCCAUACCUGAUUCAGAGCUGUUACCAGAAGAAUGGAAUUACAAAAUCUCAGAUUUUCCAGCUGUUGAGGAUGCUAAGCAGACGCUGGAUACUUCCGAUGAGGCUCGAACUAGCAAUGAUUCAGAAGUGACCUCUGUGGCCUGUAAAAGUUUAAGCCUAACUCAAGCUCUGGCUGAAAAAUGUCUUCGCCUGAACCAUAUGGAAUCCAGUGAUGAGGAAGAACGUUCCACCAACAGACGAGUGUCCCACUACACACCAAAGCUCUCACAUCUUUUAUUACAGGAAGCAGCCAACCGACGCCACAGUAUGCCAGUUGUCCCAACACCAGAGAACACUACUAGAGAUGUUGUUAAUGCAGGUAAGAGACAGAAAACUGUCAAAGAUUUGGCAGACUCUGAAAGAGACUACUGUUCAAAACUCUGGUCACUGCUCAACAACUACCUGACUCCUCUUCAAUCUGGGGGUUUCUUUAGUGCCAAGGAACUUGAUGUGUUGAUUCCACAGUACAUGGAACAGCUUUAUGUUGAGCACUGUCACAUCUGCACUGGCCUGCAAGAACGUUUGGUGCAUUGGACACACAUGGGCACUAUAGCUGACCUGUUCACUAGGGUUACAGAUUUAAAUAGCCUUGAUUCUAUUUUACCUUUUUACCAAGUGUAUGCUGAAGAUUUACCCACUGCCAUUACCUGUUUAAAGAGAGCUUUACUACAGUCUUCUGAGUUUAAGGAUUUCUUGAGGGCAAUCAAACACAGUAGCUGUGCAAGUGAAGAUUUAAUGGCAUUGAUUAUGUCCCCUGUUCAACACAUGCCCAGAUUUUUAUUACAGUUGCAGCAAAUACUGAGAUAUACCCCAACAACACACCUAGACUACCCACUACUUCAGACGUCACUCCAAAGAUUGAGAACCUUUGUUGAUCAGUUGAAUAAAGAUGUGUCCAGUGCAAUGCAAGUUUUGUCCCAAGAAAAUAGUUUAAGGCUGAAUGGGAAUGAAUUCCAAGGAUCUCAACUAGAUACCAGCUUACACUUGGUCACCAGUGAAGAAGACAAUAUUACUUCUGCCAGAGCUUUGUCCAAGUCUACUCUUAGCCAUGUACAGUCAGAGUGGUUAGAUGAUGUCUACAGUCAUAGGUCACUGCAACAAUUUGAAGAUACAAGGCACCACAUGAUGCGUCCUCUGUCUGGUCACACUAAUACACUCAGCCAACCAGAUCUGACCAAUAUAAAUGGCUACCCCCAAGAAAUGUCUGGCUUAGCUCAUUUUCCAAGAAGUCAGUCAUCUAUACCCUCAACUGCUGUCAAUGAGGGACUUGGGGAAAGGCAAUACAGACACUAUAAGUCUCCUAGAGCACGUCCAUCAUCUGCUAUUGAUUUCAUUGGCCAUGGUCCACAACAGUAUCACUACAACCAUCUCACUAAGAGGCUGUAUCCUGGUCCACUGCCCAGACCACACUCAGCUAUGGGACCCAUGGGUAUGCCCGUCAUCGAUGGCCAACACAGGCCCACUAUCAUAAGCAGAAAACACUUGAGGAGAUCCCAGCCUUUGGCUGGAAGUAAAUCCUUUUGGCCAGAGACAUCAUCUAGCAACAUAUCACCUUUAGCUUAUCCGAAAAUGAAAGAGGAUGAUGAUGAUGAUGAUGAUGAAGAUGACACCCGGACCAGCGAUACUCAUUCGUUAGUAACUACUGGCUCACAUCCACCCAGCAGUAGCCAUUGUUCUAAUGAAAGCCCUGAAACUGAGUUUAAUCACACCAAUAUUGUGCAGGAAUCUCAGCCCUUGGCACAAAAUCUUGACCACAAAAACUCAGUUGAAUUCAGUGCAGCUGAAGUUACUGCCAGUUUGGCUAAAAAACUUUAUCCUGGCCAGGUCAGAAUACAUCCUGUUGGUCAACAGAAUGAAAAACUUCCUUCUGAUUUACAGUUCAGUAGAGAAGAGGUCAGUCCAAAGUCUCAUCCUCCUGGUAAUCCAUUUAGAGAUUACUUGACCUCUUCAGUACUAGACAGGUCAGGUGUCAGGACAGUGACUAACGGUGCAGUAAUGUCCACAAUUGUGCCAAAUGUGUCAGCCAGUCAAAUGAACAAUAAUGGAAACUCCUCACCCAAUCCUUUUAAAGAAUCUAGAUUAAAGUCCCAGUUGGAUGACAGGAGAACCACAUUGCCUGUGGAUGUCAACUCUGUUCUGUCCACUGAAGACAAUAAUGAUGCACACUCUGGCCUACAAAAUGGUCUAGACAAAGGAGAAGAGAAGCAAUCAGAGGACAAGCAGCUAUCAGAAAAAAACAAACAGUUUUUGCUAUCACUGGCCCAUACAUCUACUAGUGAUCCUCACAACAAACACUCACUUAGGUUAAGGGGGGUAACUGAAACAAACAAAAGUACAAACCCAGAAAGCAUAAAACAGCCAGGUUCAUCUACAGAAACCAAAAGUGUACACCCUCAGCCUCCACCAAGAUUUUCAAGGAAUGUAGGUUUAGAAUCAACAUUCACUAAUGGCUCUGUAGAGACAAAUUAUGUUGGACUAGCUAAACAAACGGAUUUUAAAACUCAGAAGGCUGAGGUUGCACCAAAUGGUCAUACUCUGUCUGUGAACUGUAGUACAAAUGACACUGAAGGCAGAACAACUAUGGCCAGUGUUGAAAAUUCCCCAGUCUUGACUCUGGAAUACCAUAAGAGCAACUCAAACGAUACAGCUGCUCCUACACAUCAGUCCUAUACUUCUCCACUUGAUCCAUUUACUCAAAGCAGUGUUUCAUUUUUUACUGCCAAUAUUCAGCCUGUAGUGAGACCAACAAAUCCAUUUCUAGCAACGUCUAGGAAUAGCUUUAACCCAGCAGCCUCAGAGUCUACAUCCUCAGGAAAAGAUGAUGGUUUCCCAGCAACCCUUUCUCACAAAGAUUCCAACUUUCAGACUGAGUCUCACACAGUUAUCAAUCGAACUGAUUCUGUAGAUGAUGUUAGAAAGAAAGAAGACAGAAUGAGAGCCAAAGAUGGAGGCAGGCUAUCCCUGACACAUGAUAUGUCUAGAACCAUUGAUGAUCCUGUGGCUUCUAGAAAAAAAAUGCAUUUCAAAGCUUCCAUUAAAAAUCUUUUUUCCAAAAAAAAAGGUAGUAUAAUAUUGGCAGAUGUUGAAAGAGAAGUUGUUAUGGAAAUGGCCUGUGCUGCUGUGUCAACUAUGAGCAGAUCUGACAUACCCAGUGGGAUUACCAACCAGAAAGCAGACAAUUUUAAAUCUACUGAAAGCAUUGAGGGAAAGUGGAAUAAAGAAGAAAUGGCUUUUGAAAUAAAAACUAGAAAAGAUCAAGGCAGCAGUACAUCUAGCCCAAUUAAAGUGUCCAAACUUUUCCACAGCCAGCCAAAAGUAGCCAAAAUCCUGUCCAGAGCUGGUAAGGAUUGUUGUGAAUUGAGCAAGGAUGAAUUUCAACAGUUUCAGACUUCAUUGGACUCAGCUAGACCACAGGAACCAUCUCCAAAUAAUUCAGCAGUUUGCACACCGUAUACAGUUAGUUCACAGGCUAUGAAAGGCAACGUUGCUGAUAGAAACACUGUUCAAUUUCAAGAUGUCAUUGAGAAGCAAAUUAUGUCACAGACAACAGAAGUAGCUCUGCUAAAUAAAGAUAAAACACUUUUCCCUAGUGACCAAUCUUAUUCGGAUGGGACUAUCAUUAACAUGAACAAGUUUCUUCCACCUAAAACAGGACAGGUUAAAGAGAUAUCUGGGAGAGUCAAGGGCAAGAUGAGAGACAGUAAGUCUCAAACUGGGGAAUCUGAUACCUUGCUGAUCAGAAAAUUCGAAAAAGACCAACAGCACACUGCUUCGGAGCUUGAUUCCAGGAAGAGUGAAAAACAAGCCUUCAAAACUAGCAUUUUCCUUUGCCACAAAUGUCAGAUUGGUGACAAUGAACAAAACAAAUGUACCUCAGGCAGUGGCAUUGUUUUGUCAAAUAGUAGCAACAUUUCUGAAAAGCAUGUGAUAGAGAAGUGUAAAGUGUGUGGCUCCUAUUGGCAAAACAAAGAUAGUCCUCAAACUGAUGCCAACAGAGAAUAUAAUGGAGUGGAUGCUAAAAUGAAUAUAGAUGUGCCUCACACUGCAUCUGAGGACCUGAGCUGUGCUGAAUGUUUAAAACCAUGUUCUAAUGCCAUUCAAAGUUAUGAACAAAGUCUCAGUUCUCAACUCAAAGCAUGUCAAGAUUUAGAACGUCAAAUCCUUGACUCUGAAAAAUGUUUUAAAUUGUCCCCCAGUCAAAGCACUUCUUUUGUCAGUAAAUCUCUCAUUUCAAGCCACUCACAGCAUCAAGGCAAAGGGGAUACAGGAAUUGAAGGAAUUCUAAAUACAAGACAUGAAAAAAAUGACCACAUCUCUAGCAAUAAUUUCAUUAGAAUUGACAAACAUGAUCAGGUGGCUAGCAAUAAAUCACAGAAAAGUAAUUCAGGUGAUCACAUUUCAAACAUAAAUUCCACAAAAAGUGACAAAAAUGACAAUAUUUCUGGAAAUAAUUCUUCAAGAAAUGACACAUUAGAUCUGGUGUCUGGCAAUAAUUCCUCUAAGAGUUCUGAAAAUAAAAUAACAAAAUCAUUCUUCAAAUUGUUCCUCCCAUCCAAGAGUGAUUCAAACUCCAAAAGUCCCAAAAGUGAUUCAAACUCCAAAAGUCUCAAGAGUGAUUCAAACUCUAAAAGUAACUCCUAUGGCUCUAAUCAAGUAGCUGAAGAUCCAACUCUGAAAACAUCUAAAACUUCUGUUUCUUCUGCUGUAACUGCUCCCUUAUCAAAUAUAGACCAACACAUUUCUAAAACUCAAAUUUCACAAGAAAUCUCAUCUAACAAAAACGGAGAAUCAUUUCAUCUGAAAAAAGUCAAGUCUAAAAGGAAAGAUAAAACAAAACAGCAAGCUGUGGAUAAGUCAGAGGAUGUGGAAACACUUGACGUGUCCAAGCACUAUAUAUUGAAAGGCAAAGACUUUGACCAUCAUUAUACUUUGUACUAUGAUGAAGAGACUGCAGUUAAUGGAGAUGGCUCUCCUGGUCAGACUCCACCAACAAAAUAUAAGAAUUCUGACAAUUCUUUACAUUCAUGUUCGAAAAAAGAAAUCUAUCGCCACUACCUUAAAACACGACCAGCGAAUGAUGUUUUCAGGAAAAGAUACAAGCAGCACAAAAGUCAGUUGCAUUUUACCAACUCUAAUAGUGAAGAGCAUGCCCUGGCCUACAGAAAAGAUUUUCCUGACAAAAAUCUGAAACAUGAAAGGUCAGAAAAUGUCUUGCAAUCUUACAGGCAGAAAGUUUUGCCAGCAUAUAGUGAUGCUAUCCCCUUGAGAGAGAAUGUACUUUUGAGUUCCUGCAAUGCAGCAGACACUUCUUGUUGGUCUAACAUAAGACCCAUUUCUAGGCAGUGUUGCUCUUUAGAGGAGUCUUCCUCUCCACAUCCCCUUCUAUCAUCUAGCUUCCUGCAUCAAAGUAAUCUUUCCAAAAUUGAGUCAGAUAGAAAAUCCCAGGACUUAAAGGACAGUGUCACCUGUGACAUUGAUGGUCAGAAACACUCCACUGGAAUACCAGUAAUGCCUAUCAUUUUACCAGUUGUAGGUUAUCGAGAUGGGCAAAGAAAUACUUUGUUUAACUUUUGGCCAUCCUAUAUGUCCAGAACACAAGCCAGCUCUGGAUCCAAUGGUCAUAAUAAGAGUGACGAAGGCACCCCUGCAGAAGAUGCUCUGAAAGAGUCUGAGUCUGAAGAGACAUCAGUGAAACAGGAUUCCACAUCCUCUCAGCUAGUUGCAACAAGUGCAUGUGAAGAAAGCAACAGCUACAAGCCCAGGAGGUCACAUCUAUUAACACUCAGUGUCAGGGAAGUUAAAGAGGAAACUCUGCCAGCAGGUGCUGUCGAGCAAGAAGACAUUCCUGAACAGCACAACUUGACCAGCAAACAAGAUAUGGCUGCCAAAAAUGAUAAUCUAACUGAGCAGUCGGUAGUUCAGUUUUCUGGCAAUUUAACAUCCCCUAAUGUAAACAAUAAGACAGCACUUGUAGCAACAAAAGGUUCUGCUUCUCUCAGCCAUGGCAAUACAAAAGAAGCUCAGGUUUCUAAAGAUGAUCUCAAUGAUGUGGAGAGUGGCAAAAAUGAUCACAGGGCAAGGUUUACAUCUGCCUUUCCAAAAAUGUACUCAAACCAAUCCCACCAAGACAAACCAAUGCCUGUUAAUACUAAACAAUUUAUUUUAAGAACCAGUUCACCCUGUGAGCUUGCAACAAAUCCCUCUUUGAAUCAGUUUGCCAUCUGUAAUGAAAAUCCUCUUUUAGAUUCAGCCUUAUUCAGUAGUCAGUACCCAUGCAAAAACCUGGAGCCUUCAGCAAGAAUAAAACCAGAGAAACGAAGUAAAAAUAAGGUCAUGGUCAACAUAGGUAGCAAUGAUGGCUUGACUACUUUGAUUGACCACUCCCUUGCUACACAUGAGCCUCAAGCCCGCUCAGGUAAACAUGAGCACAGGUAUCACUUGGAAGGGGUGGUGAUGAGAUCUGAUCAUAAAAGUCGACAUGCUAGACCCAGCACUGCUGAAAUGUUCAGAGGUGGUUUCAAUCACAACAUACCUCCCCAGCCUUAUCUGAUGAACAGGCCCAUCUCACAUCCUCAUGUUGACAGCACCUUACAUCAUGGUAGCGCUAUCAAACAUGGAACAAAGCAUUGGUCAGUGCAUGCUGACCUCCCAAGGACCUCACCGAACCAUUUGGUUAGCCACAAGUCCAGUAAGACUCUCAAAAAUGACCUUUCUUUCAGGAACUCUUUUUUUGGAGAUCCCAAAAGAAACUCCCCAUCCUCACAGAGCUCUUAUAGUGUUCAAAGUGAAGGAUCCCAGAAAACCAACUUAAGUAAGUCCCCAAAUCACACAGCUGGCGAGGUAACUCAGGUCAAUGUUCAUGCUACUCCAGAUUUACUUCCCCCUGACAGUCACUUGAAAGAUGAGCCAUGUUGUAAACUCAAGGACAAGUCUACAAAACAAUCCCAGUCACUAUUUACUAGACUAACCCAGUCUUCUUUGUCUUUCUUCUCUAGGGACCCAAAACCAAACAAUGCACCAAAAUAAAAUGAGUUCAGUUGUACAAUGCUUCUUAUUCAUUUAGUGUUCACUAAAGUUUAAACAUGAAUUUUUUGUUUUUAAUGUAUGAAAAAAAAGCAUUUCUGUAUUUUAUUUAGCAAUGUGAUCUAUUUAUUUGUUCAAUUGAUAUAGCUAAGAAUUUAUUCUAUUUAACUGAAUUGUAUUCUUUUUUUUGGCUAAGAAUUUUUAGAUGUAAAAAUACCAUCAUAUAUAUUUCUUGUCCAUGUGGUGUCAUAUUUAAAAAAAAAAUAAGGGUGAAAUGUCUACACACUAUUUGUUUCAAUUGUUUCAAGGAGUGUUUUACAUUGUUUCAUGGUUUCAUAAAAAAUGCAAUGCAAUAGUAUCUUUGUACAUGAAUGACACAGAUGUUUAUACAUUGUGUGUUUGUACAUAACACAAGAGACUUCUAUGUUUGUGUAUGUUUGAUUAAUGUAAUGACCAUGUAAUUUAUGUGUGUAAUGCCUAUUAGUCAUUAUGAACUUUGCCAGUAGAAUUAAGUUUGAAAAGCACUGCUGUAUUGUGUUUCUUAUAGAAACAUGUUUGAGACAAUGAAUUUCAACUCAGUUAUAAAACAGAAGAUAUUAUUUUCUUCAAUCCUGGUAUUUGCCAAAUGUAUUGCAUUAAACUGUCUUAUAAUACACAUAUGUAGAACUUUAAAAUUCUUUGAUUAGCCAUUUGUACACUAAGCAUAUAACAAGUACUUAUACAAAUAAAAAGCUUUAUAAGAAUGCAAGAUAUUUGACUUUGAAAAAAUAUUACUUUGAUUAUUUACACUAAAAGAAAUGAUUAAAAACUCUCCAUAUGGAUGGCAGUGUUUAAUCUUCCAAAGAAUAAACCAGAAUUACUGUUCCUAAUAAUUGGCCUUAAUAAAAUGUAUAGCAACAAUACAAUUAUUUGUGAUGAUAAAAGUGCUCUAGAUCUGUAAUAGAAGAUCUGUGUGUUGCUGUCUAUCAAAUACAUUGUAGUCCAGUAUAUAGUAUCAUCAUUUUGUUUAUUAAUAAUGAAGAUUUUGUUUGAAGUGACAACCAUUGAAGUAUUAAUAAACAUGGCCAAGUAAUAA